Molecule: messenger RNA, 539 nt
Organism: Carlito syrichta (Philippine tarsier)
Lineage: Eukaryota; Metazoa; Chordata; Mammalia; Primates; Tarsiidae
Gene: SELENOM
Product: selenoprotein M
Exons: 4
Coding region: 120-344 (74 amino acids)
Cellular component (GO): endoplasmic reticulum lumen
Molecular function (GO): oxidoreductase activity
Source: RefSeq, a predicted model, not a curated record
CAGCCACAGCCGCCGCCACCUACCGGCCGGACUGGAAGCGUCUACGCGGCCUGGCCCGGGCCCGGGUAGAGGUGAAGGCUUUCGUCACCCAGGACAUUCCAUUCUACCACAACCUGGUGAUGAAACACCUCCCGGGGGCCGACCCUGAGCUCGUGCUGUUGGGCAGCCGCUUCGAGGAGCUGGAGCGAAUCCCACUCAGCGAAAUGACCCGUGAAGAGAUCAAUGCACUGGUGCAGGAGCUCGGCUUCUACCGCAAGGCGGCGCCCGAGGCGCAGGUGCCCCCCGAGUACCUGUUUGCGCCAGCUAAGCCCUUAGAGAAAGCUUCUGACCACGCCGACCUGUAGGUCCCGGGGCGUGGCUGAGCUGGGACGACGCUGCCUGAACUCCGGAGACAGAAUGAAGCGUUCAGCAUCCCGGGAGUACCUCCCUUGCUGAGGGCCGACGCCCCGUCUCCGGGCCAGCGGGAAUGGGGCUUGGGAGGCUGCUCCCAACCCCUCUUUCUUCCCUUCCCAGCUCCACUAAAUCUCCUUCUACCUUAA